AUGUUCAGUCGCCGUGGUGUUUACGGCGAGGGAUCUGUGUGUGUUGUGGUGGGGUCUCGGGUGGGGCAAAAGUGGAGAUGGCGACGGGCCCAUCGGGCCAUGAAUGGUGCAGGCGCGGGGGUCGGUCGCCAGGAACGGGUAGUGGAUCGUCUCGAGAGCAUGGAAGAUUGGUGGACAGCGGCACAGUGA
Penicillium diatomitis is the source of this 189-nucleotide messenger RNA. RefSeq lists its product as uncharacterized. The coding region runs from base 1 to 189 and encodes 62 amino acids. NCBI's taxonomy places the organism in Eukaryota, Fungi, Ascomycota, Eurotiomycetes, Eurotiales, Aspergillaceae. The transcript has 2 exons. The record is from RefSeq and is a predicted model, not a curated record.